Suricata suricatta (meerkat) is the source of this 6627-nucleotide messenger RNA. It is a transcript of the gene COL4A4, whose product is annotated as collagen type IV alpha 4 chain. The transcript is spliced from 49 exons. Bases 273 to 5333 code for a protein of 1686 amino acids. NCBI's taxonomy places the organism in Eukaryota, Metazoa, Chordata, Mammalia, Carnivora, Herpestidae. The record is from RefSeq and is a predicted model, not a curated record. Gene Ontology annotation, molecular function: extracellular matrix structural constituent. Gene Ontology annotation, cellular component: collagen trimer.
GCUUUGGGCGCGGCCCGCGGGCCCCGAGAAGAUUUCUCAAUUUUGGAUUUUAAUUCCUUUUCCUGAGACCAAGUCAUUUUGAAAGAAGAUCAGACUUGGCCUUAUCGACAUGGAAAUGGGAGACUCCAGUCAACUGCAACAGCAGGGAAGAAACAUGUGAUGUGACUGCGGACAUAGAACCUCACUUACAAGUGAGAGUCUUCUAUAAGAGAAGAGACUCCUGACAGAAUUUUUCCAAGUAUCAAGACUUGACUGUGAAGGAAUCCAGGCACAUGGCAUUAAUAAGGUGCUCCUUCUGGUGGAUCAAGUCCUUGGCCACAGAUCCCUGGUCGUUUAUACUCAUCCUCUUUUCUGUGCAACAUGUAUAUGCGAGUGGAAAGAAGUUUAUUGUGCCUUGCGGAGGAAGAGAUUGCUCACUUUGCCAGUGCUUUCCUGAAAAAGGGUCUCGGGGUCAACCAGGACCACCGGGGCCACAGGGUCCUAUUGGACCCCUGGGACUGCCAGGACCCAUUGGAAUUCCAGGAGAGAAAGGGAUGAGAGGCGACAGUGGCCCUCCUGGAGCAGCAGGUGACAAAGGUGAUAAGGGUCCAACUGGUGUUCCUGGAUUUCCAGGUUUGGAUGGCAUACCUGGGCACCCAGGGCCUCCUGGAUCCAGAGGCAAGCCUGGCAUGCAUGGCUACAAUGGCUCAAGAGGUGAUCCAGGGUUUCCAGGAGAAAGAGGAGUUCCUGGUGCAAGAGGCCCCCCAGGCCUUCCUGGGGAAAAUGGAGAAAAAGGAAAUUCCGUGUUCAUAUUAGGUGCCAUUAAAGGAAUUCAGGGCGACAGAGGGGCCCCAGGACCUCCCGGCUUGCCAGGAUUUAGGGGUGCAAGAGGACCAGCGGGUCCAGUGGGACAUCCGGGAGAGCCUGGGUUAACCGGUGCUCCAGGCCAUCCUGGGAGACCAGGCUUGAAGGGUAAUCCUGGCGUGGGAGUGAAGGGGCAAAUGGGAGACCCGGGUGAAGUCGGCCUGCAGGGUUCUCCUGGACCUACCUUACUGGUACAGCCACCUGAUUAUUGUCUGUAUAAAGGAGAGAAGGGCAUCAAAGGAAUGCCUGGUGUAACUGGACCUCCAGGACCACCGGGACCUAAGGGAAAACCUGGAUUUGGGGCCAAAGGAGAGAAGGGUAUUCCUGGCUUCUCAGGACCUCGGGGUGAUCCUGGUUCCUAUGGAUGGCCAGGCUUUCCAGGAUUAAAGGGAGAACCAGGACUAUUUGGAGAUCCUGGAUCAUUUGGAUUUCUUGGCCCAAAGGGGGACCCUGGAGAUCGUGGGUACCCAGGACCACCAGGUGUUUUGAUAACUCCAUCUCUUCCGCUCAAAGGCCCUCCAGGGGAUCCGGGGCGCCCUGGCCGCUACGGAGAAACGGGGUCUGUGGGACCACCCGGUCUCCCUGGUCCCUCAGGACUACCAGGGGCAACCUGUGCAGGCAUAAUGGGACCCCCCGGGCCAAGAGGGUUUCCGGGUCAUCCAGGACUUCAAGGGGCAGCCGGUGUCCCAGGGAGAGCUGAUGCCACUCCGGGGAAGCCAGGGGACCCCGGACCUCCUGGGUUGCCCGGAGCUCCAGGACUGCAGGGCCCUCCGGGAUCCAAUGUUAUAUAUUGUAGUGUUGGGCACCCUGGACCACAAGGAAUAAAAGGCAAAGUGGGUCCUCCAGGAAGAAGAGGCUCGAAAGGAGAAAAAGGAAACGCAGGGCUCUGUGCCUGUGAGCCUGGUCCCAUGGGCCCACCAGGCCCUCCAGGACUUCCUGGGAGGCAGGGUAGUAAGGGAGACUUGGGGCUCCCUGGGUGGCUUGGAGAAAAAGGUUAUCCAGGCCCUCCGGGUGCUGAAGGAUCUCCAGGACCACCAGGAAAACCUGGUGCUGCAGGACCACCUGGCAGUAAAGGAGAAAAGGGUGACCUGGUUGUUUCAAGAGUGAAAGGGCAGAAAGGAGAAAGGGGUCCUGAUGGGCUCCCAGGAUUUCCAGGGCAACAGGGACAACAUGGCCGGGAUGGACUUCCUGGAAAAAGGGGGGAACCAGGACGCCCGGGGGAUCAUGAAGACGCAGCCCCAGGUGAUAAAGGGCCUCCUGGCUUGCCAGGGCCCCCAGGCAGAACAGGACCUAAGGGGCCACCGGGACUAGGAUUUCCGGGUCCACCAGGAGAGAGAGGGCCCCCAGGAGCUCCAGGCCAUCCCGGCGAGAGGGGCCUUGAGGGCUUGAAGGGUCAGAAAGGUGAAACAAUUUCUUGUAACGUAACCUACCCUGGGAGACCGGGGCCUCCAGGUUUUGAUGGACCUCCAGGACCAAAGGGAUUUCCGGGCCCUCGGGGAGCUCCAGGGUUGAGGUGUCUGGAUGGGCCAAAGGGUCAGCGUGGCAAACCGGGAAUAUCAGAAAUACCUGGUCCACCUGGUUUCCGUGGUGACAUGGGAGAUCCAGGUUUUGGAGGUGAAACAGGGUCCUCCCUUCCCGGGCCACCAGGCGUUCCCGGUUCUCGUGGAGCAAAUGGUCAGAAAGGAAGCAUGGGAGACACUGCCUAUGGCCACCCAGGUCCCCCGGGAGACAGAGGUCUUUCAGGGGUGCCGGGGUCAAAAGGCCACAGAGGUGAUCCAGGACACCCAGGCUUUGCAGGGCCAGCUGGCUUGCCCGGAUUCCCGGGUCUCAAAGGUCCCAGAGGCAGAGAGGGAAGUGCUGGGUUUCCAGGGAUCCCAGGCCCACCCGGCCAUUCCUGUGGGAGAGGCACCCCGGGCACACCAGGGCGGCCCGGACUCCCCGGGGCUCCGGGCAGUCCAGGUCCCCCGGGUUGGAAAGGACAGCGAGGGGAUAUGGGGCCUCCUGGUCCAGCUGGAAUGAAGGGCCUCCCUGGAGUCCCCGGACGGCCAGGGGUGCAUGGACCCCCAGGACCCCCUGGAGUCCCAGGCCCCUUAGGUGAUGAUGGACUGCCUGGUCUUCCGGGCCCAAAGGGCUCCCAGGGGAUGCCUGGCUUCCCAGGUUUUCCAGGGGAGAGAGGAAAGCCUGGCCUGGACGGGCGCCCUGGCAGUAAGGGGGAGCCAGGAGAGAGGGGUCAGCCAGGCUCGCUUGGAGACCAGGGGGUGAAAGGCGCCAAAGGAGCACGGGGGCCCCCAGGACAUGAAGGAGAGAUAGCUAUAAUUGCCCUAAAAGGGAAAACCGGAGAGCCUGGACCUCCUGGAGAUAGUGGAUUCCCAGGAGCAGAAGGUGAUAAAGGCGAUCCGGGGAUGCAGGGGAGGAGAGGAGAGCCGGGAAGACACGGACCACCUGGAUUUCACAGAGGGGAGCCUGGCAGCUCCGGGCAGCCCGGGCUCCCGGGAGCCCCAGGCCCUCCGGGCUCACCCGGGCUCAGAGGGAUUAUUGGUUUUCCGGGAUUUCCAGGUGACCAGGGUGAGCCAGGUUCUCCAGGGUCCCCUGGACUUUCAGGAAUCGACGGAAUGAGAGGCCCUAAAGGAGACAAAGGGGACCCUGCUCUGCUGUUCGGCCCACCUGGUCCAGAGGGAGAACCGGGCAGCCCUGGAUGUCCAGGACAUCUGGGGGCACCUGGAGAGCGGGGCAUGCCCGGUGUUCAAGGACCCCAAGGACCACCUGGAAGGCCAGGACUUCCUGGCUCCUCUGGACCACCAGGCUGUCCAGGUGAUCCAGGGGUGCCUGGGCUGAUGGGACAUCCAGGAGAAAUGGGGGUUCCUGGGCCGAGAGGCAGGAUGGGGGAUCCGGGGGCACCAGGUCUUCCAGGAAUAAAAGGUCCCUCCGGAUCGCCCGGUCUAAACGGCUUGCAUGGUUUAAAGGGUCAGAAAGGAUCCAAAGGUGCUUCAGGGUUACAUGAAGUGGGCCCACCUGGUCCAAUGGGCAUACCUGGGCCGAAAGGGGAGACCGGAGACCCUGGGAGCCCGGGAAUGUCUCCCCCAGGCCUUCCUGGAGAAAGAGGACCCCCUGGCCCCCCAGGGCUACCUGGAUCACCUGGGCCUGCAGGUGCCACGGGAAGACCUCCUAAAGGCGACAUUCCUGACCCGGGGCCACCCGGAGAUCAGGGACCCCCUGGCCCUGAUGGUCCAAGAGGAGCACCUGGGCCCCCGGGCCUCCCAGGGACUGUUGACCUUCUGAAAGGGGAGCCAGGAGACCAGGGUCCGCCGGGCCCCCCGGGCCUCCCGGGCCCCCCGGGCCCUCCAGGACGCAAAGGCUUCCCGGGAUGUGAUGGAAAAGAUGGCCAGAAAGGACCAAUUGGAUUCCCGGGACUUCCGGGGCCACCUGGACUUCCGGGGCCACCUGGGGAGAAGGGUCUGCCUGGUUUGCCAGGCAGACAAGGCCCCCCUGGCCAUCCAGGUGCCAGAGGUGAACCGGGGCCACCGGCAGAUGUGGAUUCCUGUCCCCGAAUCCCUGGGCUUCCUGGGGUACCAGGCCCAAGAGGACCGGAAGGAGGCAUGGGGCCCCCCGGAAUGAGAGGCCCCCCAGGAGCAGGGUGCAAAGGAGAGCCGGGGCCGGAUGGCAGGCGGGGCAAGGACGGCCUCCCAGGGCCUCCUGGACCUCCUGGAAGCAAAGGGGACACAGGAGAAGCCGGCUGGCCCGGAGCGCCAGGCCCUCCUGGGCCCAUUGGGGAGCCCGGGCCCAAAGGGUUUGGGCCUGGAUACCUCAGUGGCUUCCUCCUGGUUCUCCACAGUCAGACGGAUGGAGAGCCCUCCUGCCCGGCAGGCAUGCCCAUGCUCUGGACGGGCUACAGCCUGUUGUACCUGGAGGGACAGGAGAAGGCUCACAGUCAAGACCUCGGUCUGCCAGGGUCUUGCCUUCCCAUGUUCAGCACACUGCCCUUCGCCUACUGUAACACCCACCAAGUAUGCCACUACGCGCGGAGAAACGACAGGUCGUACUGGCUGGCCAGCGCCGCGCCCCUGCCCAUGAUGCCGCUCUCGGAAGAGGAGAUCCGCCCUUACAUCAGCCGCUGUGCCGUGUGCGAGGCCCCGGCUCAGGUGGUGGCGCUGCACAGCCAGGACCAGUCCAUCCCCCCGUGUCCCCGGACCUGGAGGAGCCUCUGGAUCGGGUACUCGUUCCUGAUGCACACAGGGGCGGGGGACCAAGGAGGAGGUCAGGCCCUCAUGUCACCCGGAAGCUGCCUGGAAGAUUUCCGCGCGGCACCGUUCCUGGAAUGCCAAGGCCGCCAGGGAACGUGCCACUUCUUUGCAAACAAGUAUAGCUUCUGGCUGACAACAGUGAGACCGGACCUGCAGUUUUCCUCCGUGCCGUCACCGGACACCUUAAAAGAAAGCCAGGCCCAGCGGCAAAGAAUCAGCAGAUGCCAGGUCUGCAUGAAAUACAGCUAGAGGACCCGCACCUCGCCACCACGUCGUCAGGAGAAACGUCCUGGGGGGCCCGGGCGCCCAGGCUGUGCUAAGAGAUGAAUGGUGCUCAUUUCAGACUCCGGCCUCAGCGACUUCUACUGUUUAUGUGGUUGUGCCCACUAUCCUGUCAUUUCCUCUGUUCGGGACAGAUUAAGUAAACGCUACCCUAUGGAUUGGUCGGACUCACCCAUCUAGAUGAAAUCCAGAUAUUCCUACAUGUUUGAGGACAACGGAAGAACUGGCUUUGUUUAAAAUUAUGCUAAUUCACAGGAAGGCAGAAAGACGAUAAAGGCCAGAUUACAAAUGACAUUACUGAAAACUUCAUUCAUUGGUUAAUAGCACCUCCAAGAAUUGAAGUCAAUUACUCCAUAAUACAGUGGGCUUCAGGAUGGAAUUUUAUCGGGAAAAAAUAAAUAGGCCAACAAAUGAAACCAGAAAGUAGAGAUUUCCAACAUUUCAAAGUGAUUUCCUCUGUAAUCUGUUUUCCCAUGUGCUUUAAAUAAUUAUAAAACCAUGACCCAAGGAGACGUUUUAAAAAAAAGAAGAAAGAAAGAAAGAAAAGAAAAUUCACACAGCUAGCAUUUAACAGUUCAUUUCAAAGCAGAAUGAAUCACUAUGCCAGGAAGGACCACAGUUGCUGGAUCCGGAGAUGCUACAUUAGCAUAAACACAUCACAGAUGAACAUAAAACAUGUUCUCUUCUGCAUUUUUCAGAGAAUGGAAGUACCUACUUUGGCAACGCUUUUGAAAAGUAGCAUUUAUGGGAAAAAUAUAUUCAAUAAGGGAUUAGGAGCCUAAAAGCUCUUAAUGAAUAUUAAGGCGGUGAUUCACAAAAAUUGACUCCCCAUUGCCGUGAACUUCCAACAGAGGGUAUUUUCCCCAGUCGGGGUCCCGCUCGUCCUGGGGCUUGCGCGCGCUAAUGGGACCGAAGCCACACGGGGCUUGUUCAGGCGCACGCAGCUCACACAAAGCAUCCUGCCCUUUCCCCAGGAGCGCCUGCGGAGCCUGCGAUGGACUCUUUUCUCCCGCACAUAAUGGCAUUUCAGACGGGGAAGUGACAGGGCCAUCAUUAUGCACUUGGGAGAAAAUGAAGGGCCGGGGUAAUUAAACUUCGGUAAGAAGACUCGCUGAGGCCACGGGCCAGGAAGAUAUGGUGCUAUUUUAAAAGAAACAAAAAACAACCUACACUCUGCAUUUUAUGUUCCUGUCACUGGUGUUUGCAGAAGCAUCCUCCUGUUUUCCCACUUUUAAAAACAUCCUUCUGUCUUAUGUCAGUA